Scutellospora calospora is the source of this 319-nucleotide messenger RNA. Lineage: Eukaryota; Fungi; Glomeromycota; Glomeromycetes; Diversisporales; Gigasporaceae. The record is from the annotation of a GenBank genome assembly.
GAACCAAGAUGACAUCAAAAAGGUUAACCAGAUCAAAGAGUCAGAGAAAUCUGGUACUAGAGCCUACCCUGCUCAAAUGAUUAGUUCACUAACCAUUUGUUCUAUAACUAUGACAUUGUCAUUAGAAAUUGUUCAAGAUGAAAACAGGAGAAAUUUAGAAAGUGUAGUAGAAGAACAAAGAAAUUUAGCAGUGGAGAGAGUUGAACAUAGUUGGAUGUUAGAAAAUUUAGAAGCAAGAAGAGCAGAGAAUAGAGAACAAGGUGUAGAAGGGGAAAGAGUAAGGAGGGUUCAUUUUGGAGAAGAUAAUGAUGUAGUAUAA